This is a messenger RNA of Fusarium proliferatum ET1, 648 nucleotides long. RefSeq names its product putative synaptobrevin SEC22. Gene Ontology annotation, cellular component: Golgi membrane; endoplasmic reticulum-Golgi intermediate compartment; SNARE complex. The transcript has 3 exons. The record is from RefSeq and is a predicted model, not a curated record. Gene Ontology annotation, molecular function: SNAP receptor activity. Gene Ontology annotation, biological process: vesicle fusion with Golgi apparatus; endoplasmic reticulum to Golgi vesicle-mediated transport; retrograde vesicle-mediated transport, Golgi to endoplasmic reticulum. Bases 1 to 648 code for a protein of 215 amino acids. Lineage: Eukaryota; Fungi; Ascomycota; Sordariomycetes; Hypocreales; Nectriaceae.
AUGAUCUACUCUACGCAAAUAUCAAGGCUUGAUGGCCUCAUGCUCUGUGCUUCAGUCGAUGAUGAACAGGCCGAGUCCACCCUCGCAGAGACCAAGCAGAACGUGCGCCAGGUCCUCCGCAAGCUCACACGCAACUCCGAGUCCCAGGCCUCCAUCGAGACCCCCAACCAUACGCUGCACUACCUCAUCGACUCGGACAUCGUCUUCCUCGCCAUCUGCGCUCCCUCGUACCCUCGAAAGCUUGCCUUUACCUAUCUAGCCGAUCUCGCACGCGAGUUCACAACCACCUACCCAGCAUCCCAGGUCCACUCGCCUGCUCUGCGACCCUACGCCUUCAUGGAGUUUGACACCUUUAUCUCCAAGACAAAGACCACCUACGCCGAUUCCCGAGCCUCGGCUAACCUCGAUAAACUUAAUGAUGAGCUGCGCGAUGUGACAAAGGUAAUGACCAAGAACAUUGAGGAUUUGCUCUACCGUGGAGAUAGUCUGGAGCGCAUGGGAGAGAUCAGCUCGAGGCUGCGUGAUGACAGCAAAAAGUAUCGUAGGGCGGCGGUGCGUAUCAACUGGGAACUUUUGCUCAAGCAGUACGGACCCUUCGCGGCUCUUGGGUUCAUCAUCAUCUUUUUCCUGUAUUGGCGGUUCUUUUAA